Gastrolobium bilobum is the source of this 699-nucleotide messenger RNA. Its product is annotated as multiprotein-bridging factor 1c. Lineage: Eukaryota; Viridiplantae; Streptophyta; Magnoliopsida; Fabales; Fabaceae. The record is from RefSeq and is a predicted model, not a curated record. Gene Ontology annotation, cellular component: nucleus. The coding region runs from base 101 to 538 and encodes 145 amino acids. The transcript has a single exon. Gene Ontology annotation, molecular function: DNA binding.
AUAUAAUAGCCAAACGCUUCGCGCGAUCCGUUACACCUUCUUCGUUGAACCUCAGAACCUUUCGUUUCUCAUUUUCAUUCAUCACUUGUUAGUUGUUACGAUGCCGACACGAUCAACAGGAGCCAUAACGCAAGACUGGGAGCCAGUGGUUCUGCACAAGUCGAAGCCCAAGGCUCAGGACCUGCGCAACCCCAAGGUUAUGAACCAGGCUCUCCGGUCCGGUUCGGAGGUGCUGACGGUUAAGAAGUUUGACGCCGGUUCGAACAAGAAAACCGCCGGUCCGGCCGUGAACGCGAGGAAGCUCGACGAAGGGACCGAACCGGCUGCUCUGGAGCGCGUGGCGGGGGAGGUGAGGCACGCGAUACAGAAGGCGCGUUUGGAUAAGAAAAUGAGCCAGGCUGAGCUGGCGAAACAGAUAAACGAACGGACGCAGGUGGUUCAGGAGUACGAGAAUGGAAAAGCCGUUCCUAACCAGGCCGUGCUUGCCAAGAUGGAGAGGGUCCUUGGAGUGAAGCUCAGGGGCAAAGUCGGAAAAUGAAUUUCUCACUCUUUUUUUUUUCCGGGUCUUUUAUUAUCCGUGUUAGGGUCUGUUUGUUUUGGUCUGGUGUAACGUUGUUGUAAGUAAUGUUUGUGUCUGAAAAUUUGCCAGACUAAUGAUUUCAAUGAAAUUUCUGUGUAGAUAAUGUUUUAUGAUUUUUA